Messenger RNA from Vigna unguiculata (cowpea), 2278 nucleotides. RefSeq names its product natural resistance associated macrophage protein 4 (gene NRAMP4). The record is from RefSeq and is a predicted model, not a curated record. Gene Ontology annotation, biological process: iron ion transmembrane transport; manganese ion transport; defense response to bacterium. Gene Ontology annotation, cellular component: vacuolar membrane. NCBI's taxonomy places the organism in Eukaryota, Viridiplantae, Streptophyta, Magnoliopsida, Fabales, Fabaceae. Gene Ontology annotation, molecular function: cadmium ion transmembrane transporter activity; manganese ion transmembrane transporter activity.
GGAAGAUAUCUUCUUUAUUUUCGUGCCUGAGAUGUCAUGUCACCAUACGUAUUCUCGCAAGAAACCUUAUUCUAUUGGGAAAAUAAAUAGACAUAGAUUAGUGUGCGAGGAAAAUGAAUAUAAAGAUGAAAAAGAGCAACUGAAUUUCCUUUUCGGAAAACGCAAGGGUUGUUUUCAAUUGGAUUCUUAUUUUUAUACGAUAAACACUAAAUCAGACUGUUCUGGUUCUCAGUGCAAUUCACUGACACGUUACCGAAACGUCAAAAUCGCCGCCGUCGACACAGUAGCGAGUGACCGACCACGCCGGCGUGACACCAACGCCACUCACUUGUUCGUUCUUUAGUUCCCUCACUCAGCGAUGCCUCCACAAGACCACCACCAGCCGCUGUUAGCGGAGGAGCAGGAAGAGACCGCGUACGAUUCCGCGGACAAGGUCGUGGUGGUCGGAAUCGACGAGCAGGACGGCGACGUGGAGGCGCCGCCGUUCUCAUGGCGGAAGCUGUGGCUGUUCACGGGGCCCGGGUUUCUGAUGAGCAUCGCGUUUCUGGAUCCCGGGAAUCUGGAGGGGGAUCUUCAGUCUGGAGCCAUUGCUGGGUACUCGCUCUUGUGGCUCCUCAUGUGGGCCACUGCUAUGGGCCUCAUUAUCCAGCUUCUCUCGGCCCGUCUUGGCGUCGCCACUGGGAGACACUUAGCUGAACUGUGCAGGGAAGAGUAUCCUGCAUGGGCUAGGAUUGUGCUCUGGCUUAUGACUGAAAUCGCUCUUAUUGGCUCUGACAUUCAAGAGGUUAUUGGGAGCGCUAUUGCUAUCAGGAUUCUCAGUAACGGCGUCGUUCCCCUUUGGGCUGGGGUCGUCGUUACAGCUUUAGAUUGUUUCAUUUUUCUCUUUCUUGAGAACUAUGGUGUGAGGAAACUGGAGGCGUUUUUCGCUGUUCUGAUUGCUGUAAUGGCUCUCUCGUUUGCGUGGAUGUUUGGUGAAGCAAAGCCCAACGGUGUUGAUGUUCUUGUUGGUAUUUUGGUUCCUAAACUUAGCUCCAGAACUAUACAACAAGCUGUUGGAGUUGUGGGUUGCAUUAUUAUGCCUCACAAUGUGUUUUUGCAUUCUGCGCUUGUUCAAUCAAGGCAGGUUGAUCCCAGCAAGAAAGGGCGUGUUCAGGAAGCUCUUAAUUAUUACUCGAUAGAGUCCACCAUCGCCCUUGUGGUGUCCUUUGUGAUUAAUAUAUUUGUUACAACUGUGUUUGCCAAGGGCUUUUAUGGUACUGAGAUAGCAAACAACAUUGGUCUUGUAAACGCAGGUCAGUACCUUCAGGAGAAGUACGGGGGUGGACUUUUCCCAAUCCUGUAUAUAUGGGGUAUUGGGUUGUUAGCAGCCGGACAGAGCAGCACAAUUACUGGUACAUAUGCUGGACAAUUUAUCAUGGGGGGGUUUCUGAAUUUAAGGUUGAAAAAGUGGGUGAGGGCAUUGAUUACUCGAAGUUUUGCAAUUAUCCCAACAAUGAUAGUUGCUCUUAUAUUCGAUACCUCGGAGGAGUCAUUAGAUGUUCUGAAUGAAUGGCUUAAUGUUCUCCAAUCAGUUCAAAUCCCAUUUGCACUCAUUCCCUUGCUUUGCUUGGUGUCCAAAGAACAGAUAAUGGGCAGUUUCAAAAUUGGUCCUGUCCUCAAGAUUAUUUCCUGGCUUGUGGCUGCUCUGGUGAUAGUGAUAAACGGGUAUCUUUUGGUGGAAUUCUUCUCCUCUGAAGUGAAUGGAGCAGUGUUUGCCACUAUAGUGUUUGUAUUAACAGCUGCAUAUGUUGCAUUUGUACUUUACCUUAUUUCACGAGCCAUUACCUAUACACCGUGGCAAAGUUUAACCGGAUCCAAGACAGUUGCUUCCACAGAGAAUUAAGCAAAUCGUUCAAGUUUCUUAAAACCAUGGAGUAGGAAAUGCUUUACCGGUGACGGGUUUCACCAGUAAUUUUCUUCUAUUCUUUUAGGCUCCCUCGUGCUUGUUAUUUGUAAAAGAAGUUACAACUGGAUGCACGGGGCACAGGAACCUUGGUUGUCAUACUUCAACAAAAGAAAACAAGUCAGAGUUUAUGUAUCUGUAAUUCUGUCAGAAUUCUAUGUAUAAAUGCAGCUGUAAGCAUACCUUGGAUGUUGAGAUAAUGUAGUUGAGACAGCUUUUAGAACUUUGAUGUUCAUGCAAAUGGUUCGCUUUAUUGUUCACUCUGGCUGGCCCUGGCCACUCGAUUGGAAUAUGAUGAUGUAUAUACCCUCGAUAUGAUGCCACUUCCCCUCUUAA